AUGAUUCCGCGAGCGACCGCGACGACGACGGAAUCGACCAAGCGCCCGGUCGUCAAGACCGUCUCCAUCGGCGCGACGUUCGCCGCGCUCAAGAAGCGCGGCCAGUGCGCGUUCAUCCCGUUCAUAUGCGCGGGCGACCCUAACCUCGACGCGACGGAGCGCGCGAUCGCGAUCCUGGACGACGAGGGCGCGGACGUCAUCGAGCUCGGCGUGCCGUACAGCGAUCCGCUCGCGGACGGUCCCACGAUCGCGCAGGCGGCGACGCGCGCGCUGAACGCGGGGACGACGCUGGACAAGACGCUCGCGCUCCUCGCGCGCGUCUCGCCGACGACCAAAGCGCCGAUCGUGCUCUUCACGUACUUCAACCCGAUCUAUCAGCGCGGGUUCGAGGCGUUCGUCGAGGCGGUGGCGGCCGCGGGCGCGAAAGGUCUCCUCGUGCCGGACAUCCCGCUCGAGGAGACCCCGGAGCUCUCCGCCAUCUGCGCGAAGAACGGCGUCGACCUCGUGCUGCUGUCCACGCCCACGACCCCGGAGGCGCGCAUGACGAAGAUCGCGGAGGCGUCCAACGGGUUCAUCUACCUCGUCUCCGUGACGGGCGUCACGGGCGUUCGAACCAACGUCGAGAGCCGCGUGCAGGAGCUCGUGAGCGGUCUCAAAAAGGUCACGGACAAGCCCGUCGCGGUCGGGUUCGGGAUCUCGAAGAAGGAGCAGGCGGCGCAGGUCGUGGGGUGGGGAGCGGAUGGCGUCAUCGUCGGCAGCGCGCUCGUCAGGGCGCUGGGGGAGGCGCCCACGCCCGAGGAGGGGUUGGAGCGUCUGACCGCGUUGGCGAAGGAGUUGCGCGAGGGGAGCAACCGCGAGGGCGCCAAGCCGGCGGGGAAGAGCGGCGGCGCGUCGUUCUUCGACAGGAUCAUGGGGAAGGCGUGAGGUGAGCCGUUGGCGCGGGCGGGUCGCGGGUUCGCGGGUUCGAGGGUUCGCGGACGGGGCGGGGGCGACGCGCCGGAGCAAGGAGAGAGAAUGGAGCGACGCCGACGCGUUUUAAUAAUUAAGGUGAAUCACGCUUUU
This is a messenger RNA of Micromonas pusilla CCMP1545, 1062 nucleotides long. RefSeq lists its product as uncharacterized. Gene Ontology annotation, biological process: L-tryptophan biosynthetic process. The transcript is spliced from 2 exons. The record is from RefSeq and is a predicted model, not a curated record. The coding region runs from base 1 to 924 and encodes 307 amino acids. Gene Ontology annotation, cellular component: cytosol; chloroplast. Gene Ontology annotation, molecular function: tryptophan synthase activity. NCBI's taxonomy places the organism in Eukaryota, Viridiplantae, Chlorophyta, Mamiellophyceae, Mamiellales, Mamiellaceae.